AUGGCUGUGGUCUUGGCCCUGUCCCUACGGCUGAAAGCCCUGGUGGUCCCCAACGUGUGCUGGCUGUUUGCCCUGGAGCCUGACCUGCUGCCCCUCUUUCAGUACAACUGCCGCCAGUUCUCCAGCCCAGAGGACUGUCUCUCCUCACCUGAGUUCCUGGACCACAUCAGGAAGGUGAUGCUCGUGAUUGAUGCUGCGGUGACCAAUGUGGAAGACCUGUCCUCACUGGAGGAGUACCUUGCCAGCCUGGGCAGGAAGCACCGGGCAGUGGGUGUGAAGCUCAGCUCCUUCUCGACAGUGGGUGAAUCUCUGCUCUACAUGCUGGAGAAGUGUCUGGGCCCUGCCUUCACACCAGCCACACGGGCCGCCUGGAGCCAGCUCUACGGGGCUGUGGUGCAGGCCAUGAGUCGAGGCUGGGACAGCGAGUAAGAGGCGACCCUGCCCAGUGGCCCCCAUCUGUUUGUGUCUGUCUGUUGGUCUGUAUCUGUUGUAGCCCAGGCUCUCCAAGCUUCCCUGCAUCUUGGUCCUUGUCCCCUUGGCCAUACUGGAGAGGUGCUGGGGCAGGGCUGGGUCUCAGUCUCCCAGAGUCCAACUGCAGGAGUGGCUUUUCCUCCAGGAAGGGGCUUCUGGGUGUCCCCUCAUCCCCAAUAGCCUCUUUCCUGCCUUUUUUUUUUUUUUUUUUUUUUACUUUUUUGGCACUCCCUCUGGCCCUGUGAGGAAUGUUUUGGUGGCAGAGGUGGGAUGGAGCUGGAAAGGUAUGGGGGUGGGAGGGGAUGGGGCUCUUCUGUCUGUCCUGCUUCUUCAGGUGAGUGCAGGCCAAGGCAGGGGUGAGAUGGCUGAGCUUCCAGCACUUUCUAUCUUACUUGCCCAGUCCCUUCACUGCUUUCCUGCCCCAAGAUGGCUUGCUUUUCACAAAUAAAGAGAAAGGCAACUUUAGCCUUCUUGGUGGAAUCCCAGGCCUGGGAGCAGAAUCAGAACUGCCAGGGAAGGGAAGGGGUACCUGGGUCUCAAUAGGGCUCAUCUGAGUUGCGCGGGCUGUGCAGAUGCCCUGACAGGGUUGGUUUCCUUUGGCAUCAUUCCCUUUCCCUCAUUCAGUACUUCUGCCAGGAACUCCCUGACUAUUCCGCUGCUGCGGGAACCCAGCUAGCUGGCCAGGUGGGGAGGGGCUGGGGACUGGCCAGGAAGGAGGGGUGACUUCAUCCCAGAGAGACCCAAGUUCCCCCAGCCCUUCAUCACCAACGUGCUCCUGCAGCAGUGAGUCUUACCUCCCCCGGCCCUCCUUUCUGGCUUAGCCUGCAGCGACUGUGAGGCCACAGCUUCUCAGAUUCACUGCCCGCUGUGUGCCUGUACUCAGGCAGCUGGAGAGAAGGCAGCUGCGGAGGCCCUUGCCCUCACCCCAGCCGUCUGCACUUUUACCGUUUGCUCUGUGCUGUCUGUGAUCCUAUAAACUCAUGAGAAAUAAACUGGUACUGUGUGCCUCUCUGA
This is a messenger RNA of Mandrillus leucophaeus (drill), 1485 nucleotides long. RefSeq names its product neuroglobin (gene NGB). Bases 1 to 429 code for a protein of 142 amino acids. Gene Ontology annotation, molecular function: oxygen binding; heme binding. Lineage: Eukaryota; Metazoa; Chordata; Mammalia; Primates; Cercopithecidae. The transcript has 4 exons. The record is from RefSeq and is a predicted model, not a curated record.